UUCACACAAAUAUGAUCAAUACUUUAUCUCAGUAAAGUUUGAAUUAUGAAUUUAAGUUGCUUGUCAUAAAUUGUCAGAAAUGCAGGUUAAAUGUAAAUACUGGGGAGGAGCUGUAGUUCUUCUAGUUCUCCAGCAGGUGGAGACAUUUCUCUGCUUCACUUUGUUUUUCUUUUUCCCAUCAGCAGAAAAUGUUGGUGACAAACACCUGAUAUCCUGACUGAACUAAUUCAGUAAAUUAGAGAUUAAACAGACGAAUUACCAGAACAGUUUGAUGCAGAUUAUUUAUUCUCAUGUGAAACUCAGUGAGAGUUUAUUUGAUUUAACAUGUGGGAUUAUUUUAGAUUGCAAGAAGGAAAUCCAUAAUUCACUGCUAUGAAUCCUGUUGUUACUCAUAUUGUUAGUGAUGUUGAUCCUGAUGUUCUGCUGCCUCUCCUCCUCUUCCUCUCUCAGGAUGAAGAUGAUCUCCAGCAUCCUGCUGCUCCUCAUCCUCAGCUCAUGUCUCUGUGCAGCAACAUUUGUAGUGAAUGUGACACAGAGCAGCUAUCAGGCAGAGGAGAACCACAGCAUCACUCUGGAGUGGACCUUCACCAACAAGACUCAGGGAUCCUGGAAGAAUCUGUUCAUCUACUGUGAAGCGAACACUGAUCAUGGAGUCUUUGUUCUCUAUCAGGUCCAUGAAGGUGUUGAGAUUCCAGAAUCUCAGGAUGAACAGUUUUCAGGACGAGUCCAGAGUGACAAAGACGUCCUCAGAGAAGGACGAAUCAGACUCCAUGUGUCCAGACUGAGGACUGAAGACUCUGGUCUGUAUCUGUGUGACGUGAUGACAGAUUAUGGAUUCAACUCUGGAAGAUGUCGACUCAAAGUCUCUGCUUCUUCUGGAAUUUUCCAUCAUCAUAAAGAAGAUUCAGCGUCAGACAGUCGAGGACGGGUCGGUCUUUAUGUUUCACUGGGACUGACUGUAUCAGCAGCAAUCAUAGUUUUACUGAUCAAACAUCAAACAUGGAUCCAGAACUCAUUAGUGAAUCGGCUGAUGAUGAACUUUAAUUCAGUUGUUUAACUCUGAAGCUUCAGGAAGCAGCUGAUGGAUCCUGAACUCAUUUUGGAUUCUACUUUGGUAAACAGAAGAGAUCAUGAUCUCCAGUCCUGACAGCAAAACAAUCCCACAUCAUUACUCCUCCACCACUGUGCUUUACAGCUGCUGUUGAAUCUUUUCUGCUCAUGUUUUACUAAAUCUGUAAACAUGUUGUUGUUUAAAGCUAAAACUUCACUA
Gambusia affinis (western mosquitofish) is the source of this 1270-nucleotide messenger RNA. RefSeq lists its product as uncharacterized. Gene Ontology annotation, biological process: cell surface receptor signaling pathway; positive regulation of T cell proliferation; negative regulation of T cell proliferation. Lineage: Eukaryota; Metazoa; Chordata; Actinopteri; Cyprinodontiformes; Poeciliidae. Bases 404 to 1057 code for a protein of 217 amino acids. Gene Ontology annotation, cellular component: external side of plasma membrane. The transcript has 3 exons. The record is from RefSeq and is a predicted model, not a curated record.